Messenger RNA from Salarias fasciatus (jewelled blenny), 2628 nucleotides. Its product is annotated as NACHT, LRR and PYD domains-containing protein 12-like. The annotation marks the transcript as partial. Gene Ontology annotation, molecular function: protein binding. NCBI's taxonomy places the organism in Eukaryota, Metazoa, Chordata, Actinopteri, Blenniiformes, Blenniidae. The record is from RefSeq and is a predicted model, not a curated record. The transcript is spliced from 7 exons.
AUGAAAGCUUGUGUGGGUCUGCAGCAGCUUUUGGAAAAACAUAAGAAGAGAUUGAGGAGGAGAUUUAAACAUGUGACUGAAGGAAGUGAUGAAGCAGGAGGAGGAAGCCUCCUCAACAGGAUCUACACUGAGCUCCACAUCACAGAGGAACACAGUGAGGAGCUUCAGAGGGAACCUGAGCUGAAUCAUCUGGAGACAGCUUCCAGGAAGGAGAGCCUCCAUCACACUGCCAUCAGGGUUCAGGACAUCUUCAAAGCCUCGGCCCAGCAGCACAGACACAUCCGAGUGGUUCUGACCAGCGGCGUGGCCGGCAGCGGAAAAACCUUCUCGGUGCACAAGUUCAGUCUGGACUGGGCCGAGGGCCUGGAGAACCAGGAUGUGGGGGUGCUGGUGGUGCUCUCCUUCAGGGAGCUGAACCUGAUCAGAAAGCAGCUGUUCAGUCUCCUCUCGCUGCUUCGUGCUUUCUAUCCCACGCUCCAGAAGCUGACGGCAGAGGAGCUGGCUGUCUGCAAGCUGCUCUUCAUCUUUGACGGUCUGGAUGAAAGCAGACUGUCUCUGGACUUCAGCAGCAGCCGGCGGCUGCUGGACGUCUCCCAGCAGUCUUCAGUCGGCGAGCUGCUCACUAACCUCAUCCGGGGGGAUCUGCUGCCCUCGGCUCGGGUCUGGAUCACUUCCCGACCGGCGGCGGCCCAUCAGAUCCCUCCAACAUGUGUGGACAGACUGACAGAAGUGCGAGGCUUCACUGACGCCCAGAAGGAGGAGUACUUCAGGAGGAGGCUGAGUGAUGAGGAGCUGAGCAGCAGGAUCAUCUCCCACAUCCAGACCUCCAGGAGCCUCCACAUCAUGUGUGGAAUCCCAGUCUUCUGCUGGAUCACUGCUACAGUUCUGGAGCACAUGUUGAGCAGCGAGCAGAGAGGAGAGCUGCCCCAGACCCUGACUGACAUGUACUCCCACUUUGUGCUGGUUCAGACUCACAGGAAGAAGCUCAAGUACCAUGAAGGACCUGAGACGGGUCCACAGGAGCUGACAGAGGCUGACAGGGAGCUUCUUCUGAAGCUGGGCAGGAUGGCCUUGGAACAUCUGGACACAGGAAACAUCCUGUUCUACCAAGAAGACCUGGAGCAGUGUGGUCUGGAUGUGACUGAGGCCUCGCUCCACUCUGGAAUCUGUACUCAGAUCUUCAAAAGAGAGUCUGUGAUCUUCCAGAAAGCUGUCUACAGCUUCGUCCAUCUGAGUGUUCAAGAGUUUCUGGCUGCAGUCUCCAUGUUCCACUGUUUCACCAACAGGAAGACUAAGAUACUGAAGACCUUCCUCGGAGAGGACUGGGAACACAUGGAAUCAAGACCACGGACUUUUACUGACAAAAGGUCAAAGUCAUCCAGAAGCCACGAUGCUUUCCCAUCUCUAGACGACUUCCUGAAGGUCGUCCUGCAGAAAUCCCUCAGAAGUCAGAACGGCCACCUGGAUCUGUUUGUCCGCUUCCUUCAUGGUCUUUCUCUGAAAUCCAACCGGAGACUCCUAGAAGGUCUUCUGGGUCGGACAGAGAUCAGUUCAAAACCCAUCCAGAGAGUCAUCAAGAACCUGAAGAAGAUCAACAGUGAGGAAGUGUCUCCUGAGAGAAGCAUCAACAUCUUCCACUGUCUGAUGGAGAUGAAAGACCUCUCAGUCCAUCAGGAGAUCCAAGAGUUCCUCAAGUCAGAGAACAGAUCAGGGAAGGAACUCUCUGAGAUCCACUGCUCAGCUCUGGCCUACAUGCUGCAGGUGUCAGACCAGGUCCUGGAGGAGUUGGACCUGAAGAAGUACAAGACAUCGCGGAAGGGACGGUGGAGACUGAUCCCAGCUGUGAAGAACUGCAGGAAGGCUGAUCUUUCUGGAUGUCAACUCUCUGACUCUCACUGUGAAGUGAUCUCCUCAGCUCUGAAGUCUGACCCCUCCCAUCUGAAACAUCUGGACCUGAGUUACAACAUCCUGGAGGAUUCAUCAGUGAAGACUGUGUGUUCUGGACUGGAGAGUCCAAACUGUAACCUGGAGACUCUGAGGUUGAAAGGCUGCAGGAUGUCAAAGAUCAGCUGUUCUUCUGUGGCCUCAACUCUGAAGUCCAACCCCUCCCUCCAGAAACAUCUGGAACAUCUGGACCUGAGCAGGAACCAUCAUCUGAAUUCAGCAGUUGAGCAGCUGUGUGGUUUUCUGCAGAGUCCACUCUGUCGUCUGGAGUUUCUGAGUCUUUCUGGAUGUGAACUCGCUGACUCUCACUGUGAAGUGAUCUCCUCAGCUCUGAAGUCUGACCCCUCCCAUCUGAAACAUCUGGGCCUGAGUUACAACAACCUGGAGGAUUCAUCAGUGGAGACUGUGUGUUCUGGACUGGAGAGUCCAAACUGUAACCUGGAGACUCUGAGUCUUUCUGGAUAUGAACUGUCUGACUCUCACUGUGAAGAGACCUCCUCAGCUCUGAAGUCUGACCCCUCCCAUCUGAAACAUCUGGGCCUGAGUUACAACAACCUGGAGGAUUCAUCAGUGGAGACUGUGUGUUCUGGACUGGAGAGUCCAAACUGUAACCUGGAGACUCUGAGGUUGGAGAACUGCGGCUUGACAGAGAUCAGCUGUUCUUCUGUGGUCUCAGCUCUGAAG